Messenger RNA from Drosophila guanche, 1521 nucleotides. RefSeq lists its product as uncharacterized. The transcript has 3 exons. Gene Ontology annotation, molecular function: protein binding. NCBI's taxonomy places the organism in Eukaryota, Metazoa, Arthropoda, Insecta, Diptera, Drosophilidae. Bases 418 to 1449 code for a protein of 343 amino acids. The record is from RefSeq and is a predicted model, not a curated record.
AUUUUGGAAAUAUUUACUAGUUAAACCUUUCAAGAAAUUCCUGCAUCAAUUGGAUCCGGAAAUCGCACAGAUGCUGUGCUAGUAUUUUCGGCUCGUGCCAUUUAAACACUUACAAAAUAUUGCACGCGCAAGAGUCGACAUGGAUUCAGUCAAAAUUCGCAGCCAGUCGUACAUUCUGUGCAAAAGUGUUCCAUUCAUUCAAUCAUGUUUCUUCUUGCUCGUUUUUGUUUUUGUUUGUGUGUAAAUAUUAGCACUAUUUUUAGAGCUCGGUGGGAGGGUCCCCGUUCUAAAAGUAGUACCUACGUCCAAGAAUAUAUGACACGCAUACAGCAAUAAUUCCAUGUGGAACAUCUGUCAUCGUUUUAACGAGUAGCUCAAGUUCUGGCUAAGGCCUCCGCCACAACGGACUGACUAGUAAUGUCUAAAGCCAAUUCGUUGCCUUCAAAAGGUCUCGCAUUUGGUUGGAUCUUGUGUGUGGCGUGUGCCGCCACGCUCUUUUCCACAAGUUGGGCGCAUGUGGAAGACGUUGAGAAUGCCGUCAACAGCACCAACAACGAUGCAGAGCACAGCGCAGAGCUGCCCAGCGAGGUCCAAAAAGCGGUAUGUACAGUGACCGCUGGUGAGAUUAAGGCAUCUGCCGAAGCUGUUACUACAAAGACCCUAAAGGGUGUCUGUGGAUCGGAUGAAAUGAACUUGGCCUUUCGAAAUCUCGAGACAAAACUUUACGCGGAGCUACGCGAAAUAAAAUGGUUAUUGGAGCAAGUGGCAAUGGCUAAUUCGGUGGAAAUAGUCGCUGAACCGACUCCACCUCCUCCACCACCAGUGACACAAAGAACUGUCCCAUCAAAUGAUGUCGAACUGGAGGAAAUCCUCAAGGCAAUGGAACCAAAAGUCAGCACUAAAAAGAUGCCCAUACUAAAGGAGUUGGCAACGAGGCAAAAGGUCAUGCAGGGAGUGCGAGAUGAGGAGGUCAAUAAGUUCAACAAUACCAUGCUGGCUGACCAGGACUUUAAACUGUUUACCUACUACUGGAAGUUGGAUAAUUUCACAAGCAGAAUUGAAGAUCUUUCAACGAGCACUGUCAACAGUCCUGUGUUUAGCAUCAGAGGCAAAUCCCUUCAACUGCGUUGCACCUUUCACUAUUUAAAUCGCGAAAUGCUGAACCUACAGCUGGGCUAUGCGCAAAUUCUUCCACCAGGCGACCAGAAGAACAUUGCCUUAGACAUGGGCGGAAUAUUCAAGACGAUGAAGCAUUGGACAGACGACACGCCAUUCAAGCACAAAAUCUCCAUACUGGAUCAGAAUUACAGCCACCGAAAGGCAAAGGAUCUCGGCUCACAGGAACUGACCAAACUGGAGACGAGCUUUUCCAUACCGAACAGUGCACUUUUGGGCAGCACGUACAUCAAGCAGAACACGCUGUUAAUACAGAUUAUAUUGUAUUUGUGAGUGACGAAAUAAAAUGUGUUUAUUCGGUUGAGUUAUUAAAUCAAAGAGAGACCAAAACCGCAUACUCUACUU